This is a messenger RNA of Mauremys reevesii (Reeves's turtle), 1755 nucleotides long. RefSeq names its product zinc finger protein 850-like. The record is from RefSeq and is a predicted model, not a curated record. The transcript has 3 exons. Lineage: Eukaryota; Metazoa; Chordata; Testudines; Geoemydidae. The annotation marks the transcript as partial. Gene Ontology annotation, biological process: regulation of transcription by RNA polymerase II. Gene Ontology annotation, molecular function: RNA polymerase II cis-regulatory region sequence-specific DNA binding; DNA-binding transcription factor activity, RNA polymerase II-specific.
GGGAAAAGCUUCAGUCGGAGCUCUCACCUUAUCAGACAUUGUAGAAUCCACACAGGUGAGAAACCUUAUGGAUGCUCUGAGUGCGGGAAACAGUUCACUGGUAGUUCAACCCUCAUCUCACAUCAGCGAAUCCACACAGGAGAGAGGCCCUACACAUGCUCAGAGUGCGGGAAAAGCUUCAAUCAGAGCUCACACCUUAUCAGGCAUAGGAGAAUCCACACAGGAGAGAAACCUUAUGGAUGCUCUGAGUGUGGAAAAUGCUUCAGGGAUAUUUCAAACCUUAUCUCACAUCGGAGAAUCCACACUGGGGAGACGCCUUACACGUGCUCUGAGUGCAGGAAAAGCUUCAAUCACAGCUCACACCUUAUCAGACAUAGGAGAAUCCACAUGGGUGAGAAAACUUAUGGAUGCUCUGAGUGUGGGAAAUGUUUCUUUAAUCGUUCAGACCUCAUCUUACAUCAGAGAAUCCACACAGGGGAGAAGCCCUACACAUGCUCUGAAUGCGGGAAAAGCUUCAAUCAGCGCUCAAACCUUUCUGUACAUCAGAGAAUCCACACAGGGGACAGGCCCUAUGAAUGCAGUGAGUGCGGGAAAACCUUCAAUCGCAGUUCGCACCUUAUUAGGCAUCAAACAAUCCACAGAGGAGAGAGGCCCUACGAAUGCCGUGAGUGCAGGAAAAGCUUCACUAGCAGCUCAGACCUUUCUAAACAUCAGAGAAUCCACACAGGGGAGAGGCCCUUUGAAUGCCGUGAGUGUGGGAAAAGCUUCACUAGCAGCUCAAACCUUUCUCAACAUCAGAGAAUCCACACAGGGGAAAGGCCCUUUGAAUGCAGUGACUGUGGGAAAAGCUUCAUUAGCAGCUCAGACCUUUCUAGACAUCAGAGAAUCCACACAGGGGACAGGCCCUAUGAAUGCACUGAGUGCGGGAAAACCUUCAAUCGCAGUUCGCACCUUAUUAGGCAUCAAACAAUCCACGGAGGAGAGAGGCCCUAUGAAAGCCAGACACGCUACACAUGCCAUGAGUGUGGGAAAAGCUUCAAUCGGAGCUCUGCCCUUAUCAGACAUCAGAGAAUCCACACGGGUGAGAAACCUUAUGAAUGCUCUGAGUGUGGGAAAUGCUUCAUCGAUAGUUCAGCCCUCAUCUCACAUCAGAGAAUCCACACAAGGGAGACGCCCUACACGUGCGCUGAGUGCGGGAAAAGCUUUAGUCAGAGUUCUGUCCUUAUCAGACAUCAGAGAAUCCACACAGGAGAGAAGCCCUACAUAUGCUCUGAGUGUGGGAAAAGCUUUAGUCAGAUCUCAGACCUUAUCAGACAUCGUAGAGUCCACACAGGAGAGAAGCCCUACACAUGCCAUGAAUGUGGGAAAAGCUUCAGUCGGAGCUCUGCCCUUAUCAGACAUCAGACAAUGCACACAGGUGAGAAACCUUAUGAAUGCUCUGAGUGUGGGAAAUGCUUCAUCGAUAGUUCAGCCCUCAUCUCACAUCAGCGAAUCCACACAGGAGAAGCACCCCACACAUGCUCAGAGUGCGGGAAAAUCUUCAAUCGGCGCUCACACCUUAUCGUACAUCAGAGAAUCCACACAGGAGAGACGCCCUACAUGUGCUCUGAGUGUGGGAAAAGCUUUAGUCAGAGCUCUGCCCUUAUCAAACAUCGAAGAAUCCACACAGGAGAAAGGCCCUACACAUGCUCUGAGUGUGGGAAAAGCUUUAAUCAGAGCUCACACCUUAACAAACAUAGGAAAAUCCACAUGGGU